Molecule: messenger RNA, 1185 nt
Organism: Suillus subalutaceus
Lineage: Eukaryota; Fungi; Basidiomycota; Agaricomycetes; Boletales; Suillaceae
Exons: 3
Coding region: 66-899 (277 amino acids)
Source: RefSeq, a predicted model, not a curated record
CUUUUUGUAGCGCGCCUAGUUCUGUACCAUACGCACAAUACCGUUUCAUAUUAUCCGCGUUCGACAUGGGCAAACUGAACAUCGCUCAUCAUAAAUCAUAUCACCCCUACCGCCGGGACAACAUCGAACGUGUACGGAGAGAUGAAGAGGAAGCCGCGCAAAAGGAAGCCGAGGCUGAGGGAAGGGUAGUGCUGGCUGAUGCAGAGGCUCGGCUGGACCUCCUCCGAGAACGUGCAGGACUUGGGAAAGGAAAGGGGAAGAAGAAAGAGGAUGAUAUGAAGGUUAUAGAGGACGCUAAGGCUUCCAUCGUUGCCAAGGACUCGAAACAGGGUCAUAUCAAUCUAUUUGAGGAUUUAGAACAGCAAGAAAUGAUUACUGCCAUACGAGUGACGAAGAAGACCGCACAGCUAGAGGCUGAGAAGGGUGUACCACUGGCCCCAAGUGCUAAGGACCUCAACCCAUGGUACAGCGAGCGCGAUAAGGGAAAGGAAUACCAGGAGGAUGAGAAGAGUCAACGCUUAAGAUUGCGGGAUAUUGCUUCAAAGACUAUGAAUGACCCUCUCACAGCCAUCACGCAUCAGCUUGCAUCGAGCUCUUCAUCGAACCACUCUUCCCCUGUCCCUCAGCCGUCAUGGCGACCUUCCAAACAUCGCGCUCCACCCGACUCAAAUAAUAAGAUGAAACCGCCUCCCCCACCCUCGGAUGCUACAACCAUGCGCCUCACACGUGAAUCGUCAGAACGUGAACGGGCGUUGGCGUUGAUUCGGCGCAAGCAGCGUGAAAUGAGAGGGAGCGAGACGCCGAGCACUGUGCACGGGGGCCUAGAUGAAGGAUAUGGGGAUGUAUUUAACCGUCGGGAGGUCGAAGAAGCGCACUCAUAUCGACGAAGGCGGUGGUAAGUACAUCCCGGUCUAUGAGAUUUAUUUAUUGCGUUGUAUGCUUCUACAUCCCGCGGCAGCGCCACGAUGGGAUGUUGUAUGAAUGGUUUGGAUAUUUGGCUUGUUCCUGGACAUGCUAGCUGGUGCUAUGGUGGCCUGCUCUGUCAUUCGAUAGUGAGUGUGUCAGCGAGAUACAUGCAUUACCUCACAUACAGCAGAGGUCAAGACCUCCAGCACCACUCGGUAAGGUAUUUUCUGCUCGUGUCUAAGGUUAAGCGCCUUGCCAUCGCGCGUCUACUACUGCCUA